ACUUGCCUGUGGUUCGCUAGGGUUCAUAAUAACACCACCACUUUCUUUCUGAACCCACUAUUUCCGUUCUGUGAAUAUUACGCAACUUGUGUUGUUUGCUGUGUGUGUGAUUUUGUUGUGAUUCACGCGAACUUUUAAAUAAUUUCUCUUUUCUUGUCGUCUGUGCUUCGAUAGGUGUGAUUUCAAUUAAAAUUUAGGCGAUCAGACAUUAAGCAUCAUUGAAAGUGAAUUACUUUGUUGUCAUUUUAUAAAUCGCCGCUGGCUCGAGCGGUCGUGUUGUUGUUGCAAACGAAGUGUCAAGUGUCAAGUUGAGACGAAUGUGUAAACGCUAGUGCGCUGAAGAUGGAGAGCGGAGUGCACGCGACUGUGCCGCUCCGGGUUGGGAAGAAGAUGAGGAAACGGAGGGAGUUGGACGCUCUGGUGGGAGCUGGCUCGCGGGGAGGCCGGCUUUUGUCUGCGUCGAGCGACGAGGGCGAGCCCUGGGGGAGACGCUCUCGUCGGCGGAAGAGCAGGCCCUUCAUCAGGAUCGCGGUGGCUUUGUCCCUGUGUGUGUGCGUCGUGUCGGCCGCGACUGUCAUGUGGUUGUUUGUGGACGUGAGGCGCCAGAUUGUCUCGCUGCGUAUCGAGAUGGAUCGAGUAACAACAAGUAGUGAUAGCGUGGGUGAUGCGCUGCAAGUGUGUCACACGGCAGCCAAGGAGCUGCGGGCGAAUACCAGCGAGCUGAGCAUGAGACUGGCCAGGCUUGAGCUGGACCAGCAGGAGUUGUCUAAGAAACUGGAGCAGGCGACUGCUGAGCUGGCCUCUGUGUCGGACCAGCUCUCCGCUGCGCCGAAACUAGCUGACACGCCGCGUCGUAUCGCCGAGCUACAGAGGACUGUCGCAGACUUUGGAUCACAGAUAAAAGGCUUUGACAGCUCGCUAGAGUCUGCGCAUAAGCAGGCGUUGACAGCGGCCACCGGUCUUGAAGAGUUGCGGAACAGUCUCGCCCACCUGGAGGAGAAGACGAACGACACCAUAGCGAACAUCACGGAGAGUUCUAGAAGAACGGAUCAGAUUCAGACACAGCUGACAGCUAUCAGUGACAAACUCGCGGGCCGAGUCGAUGAGCUGCAGACGAAAAUAGCCGAUAUGACGAAAACGACUGUUACGGCUGCGUCCACCGCUCUUCCCGUCAUUACCGCUUCAUCCACCACCAGUUCCACGAGCACAACGACAACACAAGGUCCAGUGAAGCCCAGUGUUCUGGCGAUGAAGGAGCCAGUGGCCAGCUAGAUCCGGCCGGUGGUCUGCUCACGAACUUGUCUCAAGGUAUAAGUUGCGUCCACUUGACUCAGACUAUUGAAAGUGUUAAUUAGUUUGUAAAAUGAGAGCUGAUCUAUUUAUAAAUCAUUCAGUGAUGCUAAAAUAUCAAUGGUUAUUUAAACUAUUAAACAUAUUGAAGUUUCGAAGGCAAAACUCGCGUUCUUUUUAAAAAGUAAUUCAUUUCAGUUCUUUAUUGGAUUAUCGUUAAAAAUGCCGUAUUGAUGAAAUUCAAUGAAAAUAUUUAUAUCACAGUUUCGGAGAUCGCAGUCAUUAAUGUUCCUAUUAUUCAAAAUGAAGUGAUAUAACAUGGCCAAAACACUAGUUAACUAUACAGUUGUAUAGGGUAGUUAAAACAUAAAUUUAUUUCUAGCACAAUAACUUAAAAAAUGCACUAUUAUUAAAGCAUUGCUACUACAGAACCCUUCAUGGGCGAGUCCGACACGCGCUUGGCCGCUUCUUAUUUUUAUUAUUAUCAGCUCUCAUUAGAUUGCAGUAGAGAGAUCCCUCCAAGUAUGAAAAAAUUUAGUUAAGGAAUGUAUUUUGAGCACAAUUGGAUGAUGUACAUACACAUUGACAUCGACACAGAGAAUGGAUCGUAUGACACCUGUAUGAUAGUAGCACAAAAUGUAAGCAGAGACAAAGUCACUGUGUGGCCAUUUCCCGCGUAUUUUAUAAAUCAGCCUCAUAUAUAAGAUGAAAAUGACUUUUGAGACACAAUCCCGCGAAAACUGAAUGUAUCGAUCGGGAUGUGACGUUGACGAUCCGACGCGGAGUUUUCUGUUGAUGAUUAUUAGCUUAUUAUUAUUAUUAUUAUUGUUGGAUUCCUCUCAUUUAUUACCGCCAUUAUUUUUUUUUUGUAUAAAUUUUUAGCACACUAGUAGGUAGAUAUAGGAUGGCAAGUGGCUUAAGUUAUGGAACGAGAAGGAAAAGAGAGAACCAAUAGGAAAUUGAUAUGCCCAUAACACAAAUAGAGCUUGCAAUAGAAGCUUGGCUGCAGAAGAAGGUGCCGUUGUGGUUCUAUCUAUCCAGUAUCGUAUGCAAACAAUCCGUCAUCGUUGAUGUAAUCCAGAGAUCUUAGAAUCAUGUGAGCUCUUGGCUUUAAGAUCCCUAAUCCAAAUACUAGAGAGAUACAAAAAAAAAUAUUUGAAAACUUUUGACAUUCAUAAGUGUCAUCUCCUUGAUCAACAUAAAUAAAGUGAUUUUGAUUUGAUUUGAUUUGACAAGUACCCAAUGGUCGCAAAUUCACCUUAUAUAUCUCUUCUCCUUUUCCUUCCCUUUUUUUCUCACAAUUCAUUCUCUAUCUACGGUAGUACCAAUUCAUGUGGCAAUUGGUGUUAUUUUGAUUGAUUUUUAUUAAAUAUUUGCUCUGAAACAGUAAGCGUAUUCAUUUUUUGUGUUUUUAAUAAACGCGAUUUAAAGUUAUUCCAAAUUUAAAACUUUUUUGUCUUUAUCUUACCUUUGUCACUACAGCAUUACAAUGACAGCGAGAAGUAAUUUUAAACUUGGAGUAACUUUAUUAUUCAUAAUAUAUUAAACGCAAUUAUCAAAAAGACAGAUUGCGGUGUAUCGUUUGUUAAGAUGUACAAGGCAUCGAACCGUUUUCAAUCGCGAUCUAAACUAAUUUUCUGGCGGAACUGGUUUCUCUUUGUUUGCGCAAUAACACGAGUUUUAUAGGCGUUUUAAAUGUUUAAACAGUAUGAAAGUAAAGCACAUUUUGGUUUAUUUUAAGAAUAUGGUUAAAUUAUAUGUUUUUAAACUGUAACAUCAAUGUAAUUAUUAUGACGGCUACCGCAGUACAAAUGCAACAAAAAGACCCAAAAGUAUGGACGUCGUCAGUAGUGUGUGUCGUUAUAUAGGGAAUCAAAGACCAAAAUGAAUUAGGCGCCAAGUGGACAGAUUGAUGUACUAUUAGUGUCAAGUGUCAAUGUGUCAAGAGGUUCUCGCCGUCUCCGCAGUUCCGCCGCGACCACGUUUCAUGCAAUUGGAUCGAAAUAUCGGCAUCAAAUUAAUAGAAUAUAAUAUGCCGUGAGUACCCGCCAUAAUAAUUACAAGGAUUUAAUUAUGGUUAGUUGUGUAUGUGAUGAUAUACAGGGUGGCCGAGAAGUUGACGUCUCAUGGUGAUGAGUAGCCGAAUCACCCCUAUGUAUGUUCUACGAUUUUUCGUAGUUUAGGAGAUAAUAAUUUUUUCCCCCUUUUAUCCGCUUUUUUCACCUAAUUGUGGUUUAGGACUUAUUUCUAAUUUUUUUUGAAUACUUUUAGUUAAUUUUAUUGUUGAUAAUUAUUAACUACAGUUGCAAUAACCACAUAAGAAACUAUAUUAGAAUGCUGAACUAGUUUAGAAUUGAGUCGUAAGUUCAAGAGCUCCAGCUAAAUUCAUUAAAAUUUUCAAGGUAUCAAAAAUAAAAUAAAAUAGGGAGCCUAUGGCUUCUAUUUUUAAAAACUUCCCAGAACAUUGGCCAAUAAAAUGAGUCAAAUUCAAAUUUUAGCUUUGGACGUCAACUUCUCGGCCACCCAGUACAUAUUAUAUUAUCUACACUACUUGUGUGUAUUGUUAUAGAUUUAAAAAUUGGAUUGAUAGUUUUGAAUGCUUUUUAUAUUUCUGUAAACGCAAUAUUUACCUUUCCGAGAUUAAUUAACUCCUCUUCAUAGGCAUAGUUCAAUCCAUGUAUUUUGUCAGUUUUAAUAUUGUAUUAUCUCCAUUAAGUUUUUAAUAAGUAUAAUAAUUUCUUUGGCAUCGAAUUAGAUCUCAAGUUUAAAUGCUUCUUAAUAACAUGCUUGAUGGCCAAAUUGUAUAAACUUAUUAGUUAUAAUAUGCUAGUCUUAUUUGCAAUGAAAUGUGACAUUUAUUUAGAGAAAAUCACGGACUAGUAAAAAAAUAAGGACUCCGUGUCACCUUACAUAACAGUGUAGCACUAAAACAAGCCGAUUAACGUGUAAAUACAUAGCCCCACGCACACACUUACAAUACAACAGGCCGAUAGGCGGCCAUUAUGAGAAUUGUCAUCGUCUGUGACAGAUCAGUUUGUGUCUCAAUAAAAUAUUUUAAAAAUGCCGUCGUGCGUUGUGUAAAAAUGUAAAAACGAUACUAUAUAAGUAUUUGUGGCCAUAUAUGAUUAUUUAAGUGAGAAAAAAUUGUGUAACUAGUAUCCCUCGUAACCGCACACACUCUAGCAUAACGGUGCUUCACAUGCUAAUAUCACGGCACGGAGUCCUCCUUUUUUACUCGUCCGUGGAGAAAAAUGUUUUUUGGAAAAUAAUGCAAGUAUAUUUUUUACUAUUAUAAUAUGACUUGUUUCGCAACCAUAUUAUAGUAAAAUAGAUCUUUUAAGCUAAAUUAUUCAUGCACGUUAUUUGUGACCGGUCGUAUUAAAAUUUAAAUUACUGCAGUGGUUAUAGAAAUCUAAAUAAGUAUGUAAUAAGUGUGUAAAUUUCUUCUUGUCGCUUAUUUAUAACAUUGCUACGUAUACAAAUAAAUUUUGGAAAAAAUUUCGACUCGAAACCACGAAUUCUCGCGUUCCGUGUGAGUGCUCUCCCAACUGAGCUAACCGUUCGAGUAACGUAUCGUCAUAAAAUCUUGUAUGCUUUGUUCAACUCUCAGGUUGUGGCUUCAUCUACAGGAUCUACUUUACAGUUGAUAACCUGCUCAACCCCAAUAUAUGCAUAUUAGGAAAUUGAGUUGAGAUGUCGCUCUUGCAAAUCUAAAAAAAUUGUUAUGUUUUUAAAGUGAUAAUUCUCACUUCUGACUCGAACCCACGACCGUGGGACGUGGACGUGGGCUCGAGUCCCGCAUCGUUCAUAAAAUAUUAAUUUUAAAUUUUAUUUGAUAUUUUAAUCCCAGAAAUGAGGGUAAUCGCUUUAAAAACAUAACAAAUUGUUUAGAUAUUGUAUGCUUGCAACGUGGAUAUUGAGAGACUUUGACAAUUGUGGGCAGAAUAACGACAAUACUAUUGUGAUAGUGAAAUGUUACCGCUAUUUCUUAAAUACAGCAGUUUAGGUUGAAUGUCAUGUUAUGAUUGGUAUAGCUGCAGGUCCAGGAAGACUUCCGAUUAAUACUAAAUCAAUACUUUUCUUUGGUAUUUUAUAUCAUCCGUGAGGCGACAUGACAACUACCUACUUAUUUAGAUUACUAUGGCAGUGAUCAAUGACGCUCUAUACACAUAAAAGGACAUACCAUUCGCAGUCCGAUAUCGGAAUAGCAAAAGUGUGCUUAAAGACAAUGUAAGCACACUUUUUAGUCGUGUGUCGACUUUCACUGCCCGUAUCAAAUCUGAACUGAAAAUGAUUUACAUUGCUGUUUAUUUUCGAAGAAUGUUUUAAACAACUGUAGCAAAUGCGGCAAUGUAUUGAUAUAGCAGUCGAAACUGUCGUGUAAUUUGUGGCAUGUACCAUAUUUCGGCUUUUUUUUUUAUGACGUGAUUUGUCUGUAUGUAUAGAACGUCAGUGAUACAAAAUUCGGUCGUGCAGUAGAAAUAAUUUAGGGCAAUGACUCGUUUCAUUCGUUAAUUAAAUAAUUUAUCUUUAAAUCAAGCCCCAGAUUCAUCACAAUAAACUACAACAAAGCAAAUAACACCUUUGUCGUUUAACUGUUAAGGUCCAUAAUUACGUGCACCAUUCGCGGGUCCCAGUGUCGAGAUGUGAUGUAUUGCAAUAACAGUAAUUUUAGUGAUUGUGUCACUUGUAAAUAGAAUUUAUUUAUAUCUAGUUUGUAGAUUAAGGUGAUCCACUUCGUUGUUGGUUGUGGGUCUUGUGUGUAUAUACUGUGUGUACGGGUGGGUGUGUGCGGUUUUUUAACUGGCAGACUUCUAUUUACUUAGAUAAGAGAGAAAAUUAUAUAUUAACUGAACAUAUUUCGCGUAUUAAUUAAUCUGAAUUGCAAGUUAGUUUGAAUUAUGUUAUGUAAUUGUGGGAGGUUCCUUUGCACAGGAUGCCGGCUAGAUUAUGGGUACCACAACGGCGCCUAUUUCUGCUGUCAAGCAGUAAUAUACAAACAUUACUGUGUUUCGGCCUGAAGGGCGCCGUAACUAGUGAAAUUACUGGGCAAAUGAGACUUAACAUCUCAUGUCUCAAGAUGGCGAGCGCAAUUGUAGUAACGCUCAGAAUUAUUGGGUUUUUCAAGAAUCCUGAGCUACAUUGUAAUGGGCAGGGCGUAUCAAUUACCAUCAGGUUCACGUCCAGUUCGUCCCGUCCCUUUAUUUUCAUAAAAAAAUACUAAAAUGAUUAAAUAUGAAAAUAUAUACAUUUCUCUUUGGACUCGUUGCGGAUCCACGCAGACAAAAAGCUAGUAUAUUUGUAUAAUAAGGCAGAAAACCCAAUUUAAAUUAUAAUGUUUUUAAUUAAGUAAUUCUUCUUCUAAAAAUGAAGCAAUAAAUAUACUUAUAAUUAUAGAGAUAUAAUAUAUUAUAGAGAAACACACAUGAAGCCCGUAUUCUCAGUGAUAUACGCUGUUUAAUGUUAAUAAAUUAUUGUUAAUAUAUCAAUAACUAUUAUAAAA
Messenger RNA from Leptidea sinapis, 6793 nucleotides. RefSeq lists its product as uncharacterized. The record is from RefSeq and is a predicted model, not a curated record. NCBI's taxonomy places the organism in Eukaryota, Metazoa, Arthropoda, Insecta, Lepidoptera, Pieridae. Bases 343 to 1272 code for a protein of 309 amino acids. The transcript has 6 exons.